This is a messenger RNA of Panicum virgatum (switchgrass), 2216 nucleotides long. Its product is annotated as mannan endo-1,4-beta-mannosidase 6-like. Gene Ontology annotation, molecular function: hydrolase activity, hydrolyzing O-glycosyl compounds. The transcript has 5 exons. Lineage: Eukaryota; Viridiplantae; Streptophyta; Magnoliopsida; Poales; Poaceae. The record is from RefSeq and is a predicted model, not a curated record. Bases 53 to 1375 code for a protein of 440 amino acids.
CGCCCGAGACGGCCGCAAACGCCAAGCCCCAAAACCACGCGGCGGCGGAGCAAUGCGGCGGGGGACGCGGCUCUACAGCCUCCUGGGCGCCCUCCUCCUCCUGGCCCUCGCGUACUUCAACUGGCUCCCGGCGGGCCGCGGCCCCUUCGGCGGCGGCGGCGGCCCCGGCGGGUUCAAGCUCCCCGUGCCGUGGCUGCAGCCGCGGAUGUCCUUCGUGGGCCGCGCCGGCACCCACUUCGCCGACGCCGGCACCGGCGCGCCGCUCUACGUCAACGGCUGGAACUCCUACUGGCUCCUCUCGGCGCGCUCGCCCGCGCUGGCCGCCGAGAUGCUGCGCCGCGGCCGGCGCAUGGGGCUCACGGUCUGCCGCACGUGGGCGUUCAGCGACGGCGGGCCCGGCGCGCUCCAGAUCUCCCCCGGCCGGUUCAGCGAGCCCGUCUUCCAGCUGCUGGAUUAUGUGAUAUAUGAGGCCCGAAGAAGUCAUGUUAGAUUGAUUCUAUGCCUUGUCAACAACCUUGAUAACUUUGGAGGGAAGGCUCAGUAUGUUCAGUGGGCACAAGCAGCUGGUGCUAAUGUGACGAAUUCUACAGAUUCCUUUCUCUCUCACCCAACUAUUAGAGGUUACUAUAAGGAGUAUGUAAAGGUGGUAGUAACCAGAAGAAAUUCUUACAGUGGAAUUAAAUACUGUGAUGAGCCUGCUAUAUUUGCUUGGGAACUCAUGAAUGAGCCUAGGUGUGUGUCCAAUUCAUCUGGUCCUCAUAUUCAGGCUUGGAUAGAAGAAAUGGCAGCAUAUGUUAAGAGUUUGGAUACAAAGCAUCUUGUCACAGUUGGUAUUGAAGGAUUUUAUGGCCCUGGGAGAUCUGAGAGGCUGCGUGUCAAUCCUGGAGACUGGGCAGCUUCACUUUGCUCAGACUUCAUACAGAACUCAGCUGUCAAAGAUAUUGAUUUUGCCUCGGUUCAUGCUUAUCCAGAUAGCUGGCUACCGAAAGCAAGCAUGGAAGAAAAAGUCAAGUACCUUUCUAAUUGGGUUGAUUCGCACUUGAAUGACAGUGAACACAUCUUGAGAAAGCCUGUCCUGUUUUCAGAAGUAGGCUACCUCCAGCCUCCAGAAGUGAACAGCACAGUCAAUGGAGACACUGUUCUAAAACUUGUUUAUGAUAAAAUAUACAAUUCAGCAAAAAAGCUGCAGGCAGGUGGUGGUGCUCUUAUUUGGCAAUUGAUGGUUGAAGGGAGUCAGAUGUACAAUGAUGGCUUCUCCAUGGUGGCACGUGAUCGUCCCUCAACAUAUAAGUUGAUAAAGGAGCAGUCAUGCCGACUGCAAAGAUUAUAUGGAAAAGAGGAUGACCCUGGUUGGAAAUGUUCAUUAGUGCGCUAGGGAUUUAUCUACUAUCAAUAUUGAAGCACCCCACUCUAUCAAACACAAACUGGAUUCUUGAGUCAAUCUUAAGAGGGCAUUGCUGAGGCAAACGUGAACAGAGAUCUUUAUAGUGAACAUCUUGUUUCUUAUAGCUAAGAGCUAGACUGCUAGUGAAGAAUCCACUUUUGACUGCAAACAUGUUGAUAUUUUCCAGUGGCUGAAGUUUUGAUCUGUGGUGGCCCAGUCAUUCUUGAUUUUUCCAGCAUACGGUUGGUGUUGAUCAGCUAUGGCCAAAAGAGGUAUAUACAUUUUACUUUUUCUUUAGGUGUUUAUGUACUUUUGGUAGCAAACUUAUAUCAUACAGGUAGUGGAAUUAGUUUGUGAACUUGUACUCAUACUAGUAAAUAUAUUCUAGCAAAAACUUGUAGUCAAAGUUAGGUUUUAGAAAUCGUAUCAAUGUUACAAGCAACCUUAUUUGUGGCUCAACUUAUAAUGCUGCUAUUGUACGAACUAUAUUGUUUGUAGAGGGUUGAAAUGAAAAGCUAACCUGAAGCCUAGAGUUCCUGGCAUAGUUUCUCCAUCGCCUCCUUUCAUGUGGAAGACAUGCUCUACUUCAGUAGACUCGGUGGCUUCAUGCUCAUGCCUUCCAUGAGAGGAUUUCAAAAAAAUAAGAUUUGAUUUUGGACGUUUCUUGUGGCCGAGGAAUGGAAAUCCAGGGCGAGAAUUGUCACCAAGGAUUUGAUAUGCCUUAAUCGUGGUCCCCGCCUUAAGGCCCAUGCAUGACUUGAGGAAUUACACGGAGGGCAGAGUAAUUGAGCUAGUAGCAACAAAAGAACCCAUCUAUCUGGGAACAAGCCAA